Molecule: messenger RNA, 1032 nt
Organism: Centropristis striata (black sea bass)
Lineage: Eukaryota; Metazoa; Chordata; Actinopteri; Perciformes; Serranidae
Product: 15-hydroxyprostaglandin dehydrogenase [NAD(+)]-like
Exons: 9
Coding region: 1-1032 (343 amino acids)
Cellular component (GO): cytoplasm
Molecular function (GO): oxidoreductase activity, acting on the CH-OH group of donors, NAD or NADP as acceptor
Source: RefSeq, a predicted model, not a curated record
AUGGCAUUAAAUGGUAAAACCGCAGUAGUGACUGGAGCAGCGAUGGGGAUAGGAAAAGCAAUAACAGAGAUACUCCUGCAAAACGGUGCCAAGGUAGCUCUCCUGGAUUGGAAUGAAACUGCAGGGAAGAGUUUGAAGGAAGCCCUUGACAAACAGUACGGACAAGAGAAUACACUGUUCUUCAAAUGCAAUGUUGAGUCAGAGGAGCAAAUAAAAGCUGCCUUUCAGAAAACUGUAGAAACCUUUGGAGGAAUAGACAUCUUGUGCAAUAACGCCGGCAUCAUGAAUGAGACAGAGUGGGAGAAAACCAUUUCCAUAAACCUUGUGGCUGUCGUCAGGGUGACCUACCUGGCUCUGGAGCACAUGAACAAGUUGGCUGGAGGUCGUGGUGGAGUCAUGGUCAACACUGCAUCCAUUACAGGUCUCCUUCCAGUUAGGUGCUGUCCUGUCUAUUCAGCAGCUAAGCAUGGAGUGAUCGGCUUCACUCGAGCCUUUGCGGCUACCUCUGCCGGUGCAGGCUACGGUAUACGGAUCAACGCCAUUUGCCCUAGUUUUGUCCGAACUGACCUCUUUUCCAACAUUUCCAGCAGUUUGGGACAAUUUUGCCACCUUGCUGCAUCAGCCGAAACACGUGAAAAGACAGGGGUUAUAAAUCCAUCUGAGGUAGCCAAGUGUGUCCUCCAGCUGGUGACAGAUGAGACGAAGAAUGGAGAGGCCUUACUGACCUCCUUCUACCACCUCCGGAACAUUGCCAAACUCCGUUCCACGCUCAGUCUGUCAGAUGCAGAACAACUGGUCCACGCCUUUAUCUCCUCAAGGCUCAACUAUUGUAACGCACUCCUCAUUAGGACCCCUAGUAAGAGCCUACAAAAACUGCAACACAUCCAGAACAGCACCGCUCGGGUCCUGAUGAGGUCCAGGAUGCAGGAGGCUCUCAUCGGAAUGCUGGAUGAUAAGGCUGGUCAGCCGAUGCUUUGGGUCAAGCAAGACCGGGCGGAUGUUGUCUGGUUCCAGAUGCUCAGCUCUCCGUAA